CGGCCACGGCGCGUCGGCAGUGCAGCUAUACGUGGUAGCGUCGUCUGCUCACUGGGAAAGGGUGGAGGCAUUGCCAGCGUGGCAGACGUAUGCUUCCCACCAAAAGGGAGAUCUCAGACGGCGACGCUGCGACGAGGUCGCCGUGGACGUCGCGGGCAUGCCGGGGCCCUGGUCACCUCUCCGGGUGGCACUUGUACUGCUUGCAGCUGCAGCCAUCAUUGGAGGGGCCUUGCUGCAUGCCAAGCUGGUGUACCCAGCAGCAGACGUGCAGCCGGACAACGUUACUGGCGCCACCUGUACCCCACAGCUGAGUGUGUGUUUCCUGAAGACGCACAAGUGCGCCAGCUCCUCCAUACAGAACAUAAUGCUACGCUUUGGAGAUGGCCACGACCUGUCCUUCGUGCUGCCUCCAGCUAGCAACUACUUGGGUCACCCAGCGCCCUUUCACCGUUCCAUGGCUCCCACCUUGGCUAACACAUCCGGCUACUUCGACCUGCUCGUGCAUCACGCUCGCUUCAACGAGGCGGAGAUGAGGCACGUUCUCGCUCCCGGGGCAAAGUUCGUGACCAUAGUUAGAGAGCCGGCUGAACUCUUUGAGUCGCUCUACUCCUACUACGAUUUGGUGAAGCAGUUUCGGGUGCCUCACACACGUGCAGACAGACACACCGUUCUCCGGGCUUGGGCUCGUCAACGCCUGGCAGGCAAACAGCUUGACGCGGUUGCAGAUUCGCCUCCUUCAGCCGAUACCAGGAGAUGGUAUCGAACAAAGGUGUCUCUCGAACGUUUGACCAGCAGCAACGUUUCCAUGGCCUGGGUUCGUCAACGCCUGGCCCGCAAACCGCGUGACAAGCUCGGCCUCAACCAGAUGUCCUUCGACCUGGGACUCCAUCCUUCCCAGUUCAACGACCUCAAUGCCGUCCAGAACUUCAUUCGUCGCAUCGACUCUGCCUUCGACCUCGUCCUCGUCGCGGAGCGCAUCCGCGAAAGUCUCGUCCUCCUCAAAGAUCUUUUGUGCUGGACGACAGACGACGUCGUGACCUUCAGGCACAAUUCACGUGCAGCGCCUUUUCGUAACCUGCUCACCGCGCAAGGGAGGGCGCGCCUGCGCGAGCUGAACGCGGCAGACACCUUCUUGUACGACCACUUCGCCAAGCGACUCGACGAGCGCAUCCGCCAGUUCGGCCUGGAACGAAUGCAACGAGAAGUGAAACGUCUCGACGAGAGGACAAAGUUUUGGUACUCGAGAUGCGUGAGUGGCGUGCAGCCAGUCCGUCAUCUGAUCAAACAGAUUAAAGGUGUCUCGAAGCAGAACCGGAGGUACUGGACGAACGCGAAGGUCGUGGGUUUCCAGGCGAGGGACUCGAGAUCGACGGAGUGUCACAGGUAUCUGACGCUGGAGUUGGUGUUCACGGAUGAAAUCCGAAAAAGGCAGGAACAAGUGCUGCAGACAAAGAGGCCAGCGGUGGGAAGCAGGAAGAAUUCCAACGGAAGAUGA
This is a messenger RNA of Ornithodoros turicata, 1495 nucleotides long. RefSeq names its product galactosylceramide sulfotransferase-like. Gene Ontology annotation, cellular component: membrane. Gene Ontology annotation, molecular function: galactosylceramide sulfotransferase activity. Gene Ontology annotation, biological process: glycolipid biosynthetic process. The record is from RefSeq and is a predicted model, not a curated record. Lineage: Eukaryota; Metazoa; Arthropoda; Arachnida; Ixodida; Argasidae. The transcript has 5 exons. The coding region runs from base 158 to 1495 and encodes 445 amino acids.